Messenger RNA from Trifolium pratense (red clover), 1605 nucleotides. Its product is annotated as protein MAIN-LIKE 1-like. Lineage: Eukaryota; Viridiplantae; Streptophyta; Magnoliopsida; Fabales; Fabaceae. The coding region runs from base 307 to 1482 and encodes 391 amino acids. The record is from RefSeq and is a predicted model, not a curated record. The transcript is spliced from 2 exons.
AUUUUUCAGAUUUUAGCGGUAAAUUUACGUUGCAUCGCCAGCGGAAAAAAAGUUAUUAAUAUACAAAAACCGUCGCGCCGCACGGACAGAUGGUUUUGGGAUGUGGUUGAAGCAUCGGGUUUGGAGCCGCUUACCCGGACUAAUUUUAGCGUGCUUGACUACGGGCUCCUCUGGGCAUUUGUUGAAAGAUGGCAUACGGAGACGAGUUCAUUCCACAUUCCAUUGGGUGAGCUGGCCAUCACAUUGGACGAUGUCCAGUGUCUGUUGCAUAUUCCGAUCGAGGGAAAGUUUCUGAACCAUGGCAAAAUGUCAAGGGAUGAAGCGGCUGACAUGGUUAAUUCAUUUCUAGGAGUUGAUCGGAAUGUUGUUAUGGGUCAUUUUGCCAAAAUGAACGGGCUCCAUCUGAAGCAUUCUGACGUGGAGGAUAUCUAUAGUGUUAACCACGGAUUAGCUGAUAAAGCUGUUGCUGAAGGUAAGUCGGCGCAUGAGAUUAAGCUGUAUAGGGACAGGUCCAUACGGGCUUUCUUGCUAUUUUUGGUCUGUUGUACCAUAUUUAGCAACAAAAGCAGUUACUACGUGGACGUAGUAUACCUGCAGUAUUUUCAGGAUUUGUCGGCUGUCCGUGAAUGGAAUUGGGGUGCUGCUGCUCUGGUUCAUUUGCAACAUUAUCUGGAUGAUGCGUGUUUGGUGACAGUGAAUCAGAUGGCUGGGUACAUGUCUUUGCUUCAGGGCUGGAUAAUUUCUCAUUUUCCGGGACUUAGCGUGUGGGCGCAGGAUCCUAUCUAUUCUGAGGGCAUGCCUCGAAAUGCAAAGUUUGUUCCCGGAGCUGGACAUAGGGAACCAAGUAGCUAUAGAAACAGUUUGGAUAAUAUUCAGACGUAUGACUGCGUAUUCAGUCCAUAUGAUGAUCACCGACACGUCCGCCCUUUGAUAAAUUCAUGCUGGUUUUCUGGAUGGUUGAGAUGUGGUAAUUUGAAAGCAAAGCAUUUGCCUGAACGCGUGCUUAGACAAUUUAAACAUGUCCAAGGCAUUCCUAGAAAACCGGAUUUGUCUGCGACUCCGGGGAUGAGCCUAUGUGAGAUUGAUCGUGUUUUUAUGGAGGAGUUGGAUUUGAGGAUGAUUGCUGAAGAGAUGAGGGGUCAGGCUGUGGUUAGCGCAUGGGACCAUGAACCUGGAUACAUGACAUGGUUUUACAAAGUGUCGCAUCCAGUUAUGCGACCCGUACAAGCUCCGGUGUCACCACCAAGGCCACCUAACUUAGAGGUGUUGAUAGAGGCCGCGGAAGCAAGGAAUGACCCUAACAUGCUUCAGGUAUGCCGUGGUGUUAGGGAUGAGGUGGAGAGGUCACUUCGCGAAGGUGAGGCGGUGGAAGGAACUCCUGUUCAUGGUACUUUGCGGAGGAUUUUGAAUUUGCUUAACCCUGUUUUGACGUGUCGGCGACUUAAGCGGGGUAGAGGGAGACGGUACAACACUCGAGAGUAGGCUUAGCUAAUAUUGUAACUCAGUUGUUGUUUAAUGUAAUUUUAUUAUUUGAAUUUGUCGAAUUUGGAUGUAGUCUGAUUCAAACAAUUUGGUGUAUUUGACUACGUUUAAUUACCCGUUACC